This is a messenger RNA of Aphanomyces invadans, 787 nucleotides long. RefSeq lists its product as hypothetical. Gene Ontology annotation, cellular component: endoplasmic reticulum-Golgi intermediate compartment; endoplasmic reticulum membrane; Golgi membrane. NCBI's taxonomy places the organism in Eukaryota, Oomycota, Saprolegniomycetes, Saprolegniales, Verrucalvaceae. The transcript has 7 exons. Bases 39 to 710 code for a protein of 223 amino acids. Gene Ontology annotation, biological process: endoplasmic reticulum to Golgi vesicle-mediated transport; retrograde vesicle-mediated transport, Golgi to endoplasmic reticulum; vesicle fusion with Golgi apparatus. The record is from RefSeq and is a predicted model, not a curated record. Gene Ontology annotation, molecular function: SNAP receptor activity.
GGACAGUUUCCGCCUCCACGUGGAGCAUUCGAGCGAAAAUGCCAAUUCUGACGUUCAUCGCGCGCGUGUCCGAUGGGAUGCUCCUGGUUGCGUCCAUGGAGUCCGCGGGAGAUUACAACGACAACCUGGACACGUACAAGCAACAGGGCAAGCAAAUCAUGAAGAAACUCAACCAACGCUCGCCUGGCAAAUGCAGCAUUGAUUCUGGCGCGUAUGCUUUUCACUACCUCAUUGAAGAUGGCGUGUGCUACCUGACGCUCUCUGACAAGAACUACCCAAAGCGUUUGGUGUUCCUGUAUUUGGAGGAUAUUCACGCUGGUUUCAUCGACGAACUCCGUCGCGACCAUGGAGACAACUGGCGCGAUACCGUCACGACCGUCGCGCGGCCGUACGCGUUCAUCAAAUUCGACAAGUACAUUCAGAAGAAGCGGAAGGAGUACACGGACCCCAGCUCGUCCCAAAACAUGUCGAAGCUCAACAACGAUCUGGCAGACAUCCACAACGUCAUGCGCCAGAACAUCCAGGAAGUGCUCAAUCGUGGCGAAGCUAUCGACCGGGUGUCCCAGAUAUCGUCCAACAUUGCGGAUCGGUCGAAGGAGUUCAAGUGGGGCGCCAAGAAGCUCAGUUUGCAGGCCAUGUACCAAAAGUAUGGGCCGCUUGUCGCGAUCGCGCUCUUUGUCGUGCUCGUGAUAUACUUCAAGUUCUUUUAAACGACACCAACAUGCCCAAGCAAUAAUCGAGCGAUGUGCCAACUCUUCACUGUCGCCAGUUUCCAGGGGACGAUGUC